This is a messenger RNA of Mytilus trossulus (common blue mussel), 3503 nucleotides long. RefSeq names its product myb-binding protein 1A-like. Gene Ontology annotation, cellular component: nucleolus. Gene Ontology annotation, molecular function: sequence-specific DNA binding; transcription factor binding; transcription corepressor activity. The record is from RefSeq and is a predicted model, not a curated record. Bases 66 to 3428 code for a protein of 1120 amino acids. The transcript is spliced from 36 exons. Lineage: Eukaryota; Metazoa; Mollusca; Bivalvia; Mytilida; Mytilidae. Gene Ontology annotation, biological process: regulation of DNA-templated transcription.
UUACUGUAAUUUUCAAAACCCCGAAAGAGCAAUUGCACGUGGAAAAAAUCGCACGUUUUAACAAUAUGACAGAAAAUAAUGAAAUAAAAGCCUUAAAAAUCGACAAACAAAUCCUUGAUAAAUUCUGGACAUUAUCCGAAUCAAGCUCUGCAGAAAUCAUCAAGGCAACAGACCAGCUGGUGGUUCUGUUGAAGAUAAAACAAAAACGAAACACUGAGAAUGAAUUAUCACAAGAAUUGGAAUACAGUGUAAAAAGAUUGGUAAAAGGUUUAGCCUCUAGUAGAGAAACUGCACGACAAGGCUUUUCUGUUGCUCUUUGUCAGAUUCUAAGAAAGUUUGAUGUAGUAACAGUGGAAGAAUUUCUAAAUUUGAUAUCUAAACAUUUGAAGUUACCAAAGAAAGAAUCUAAAGCAGAGAAAGGGAGUAGCUUUUUAGGAGAAUCUUUAGCUUACUUGACUUUGAUACAAUCAGGAAGACUUCUACAAGGAGAUGGACAAUUUAUAAAGAAAGUAAUCAGAGGAUUACUGUGGGUCAGUGAGAAGAGAGUGUACCUUCGACAGAUCUGUUAUAAUGGCAUCCGUCUUGUUGUCCAACAGCUCAGCAGUGAAGAUUUUGAGCAGUUUGCUUGGCCAGAGAUAGAAGGAGAGUUGAAGAAAGGAUGGGAAGACUGCUCAGCAGAUGUAUUCAGUCUGUUGAUUACAUGCAGGAAACAACACUCUGAAUUGGUAAACAAAGACUUUCUUAAAGAGCAUUGGAAAACAAAGAAAUUGUUCAGAGAUGAUCAUUUCACUAAAAUAUGGAAUAUUUUGAUGGAAGGAACUUCUUGUGAUCCUGUGAUGCAUCAUGUCAACAAGGUCGUUGUCCAGGAACUGGUACACAAUAAAUGUUCAUUAGGAAAGUUUUGGCAAGCAGGACAGGCUAUUGUGUUUGGCAAAUCACAGGUCAAACUGUUGAACCUUGGAUUCCAUAUGUUGUUAGACUUACUUCCCUUAGUCAAAACAGCUGAUGAGAUGAAACAACUAUUGUCUCGAGAGACAGUCAAAAUGUGGGUAAAGAAUGUUGACGGAAAAUUAAGGGAUUUAAACCCCUUGCUGACAGUAACUAAAACUUUGGGUACUGAAAUUGUUAAUAUAAUGAAAUCAUAUAAGGACAGUGACAGUGAUAUGCAGAUAGCUAUCAUGAAAAGUGUUGUACAGACACAAGGUUUUCCUGGAAAUCAAACAACCAAAACAUUGGAUCACCUUGUUACUCAGUUGAGUGCAGAAGCAGCAAAGGAUUAUGGGAAUUAUUUAAUGCAGACCUUGAUUCAGCAAAUCAGGUCAGUAGAUCCUCGACCUAUUGGUAUGAUGACAUCAUUACAUAUGCUUAUACACCUAAGAACGCUGGUCAGUUUAUCCAGCACAGCUGCUGACCAUCAAUGGCAGUUAGAAUUGUUGGAAUUUUUAAUGCUUCAUUCAUAUUGGAAAGUUGUCAAGGAAUCAAAGACUAUCAAACAUUGUAAUCACAAAUGUGAUGAAAUGGAGGACAAAAUAAGAAAACAGUUCCAAGAUAGUUUACAUAAAUCUGUUACACAACUUCUUAUCUACAAAACUGAAAAUUCUAAGACAUUAUCAGUACAUGCCUACAAAGAUACAAUUUAUCUUCUGGCCACAUAUGUUCAGACUUUAUUAGAUGACAAGACAAAUACAGUAGCUCUAGUCAAACCUAUGCGAGCUAAGGCAAGAGCAGACUGGGAUACAGUUUUCAAGCAUUUAAAAGAAAUACAUAGUAAAGAAGACACACCAGUCAACCAUGCAUUUGAAUUAUUGUUCCUCUUUAAUGCCAUACAAAUAUUUACUGAUGGCAGUUCAGAUAACUCAGGCUUAGAGGAUUUGAUAGUCUGUUAUAAGAAAGCAUCAGAAACAAAACGAAAAUCUGUCGGCAAGACCCCUAAAAAAGAACAUGCUUGGAUUGAGGUAUUAAUAGAACUGCUGCUUAGCAUGAUGUCACAAGGUUCAACAUUUGCCAGAAUGGUUGCUAAUAAUGUCUGUGCUUGUAUGGCAAAGCACAUCACCCCAGAAGCCAUGUCUUUGAUAACAGAGGUAUUAAAAGUACAGAAGCCAGAUGGAGAUGACAGUUUAUUUGACUUACAGGAUGAUGAAGAAGACAUGGAAUCUGAUGAUGAUGAGGGAGAAGAAGAUGAUGGAGAGGCAGAAGAAAUGGAGGAGUCAGAUGCUGAUGAGGAUAUAGAUAGCAGUGAGUCAGAGGAGGAUGAAGUGGAUGAAGAGUUCAGGACUGCUAUCAAAUCAGCUUUAGGCCCUGCUGCUGUGGAGGAGGGGGACGAUGAUGACGAGGAGGAGGAGGAUGCAGACAUGAGUGACAGUGAGAUGUUUAAGUUAGAUGCUGCCUUGGCAAUGGUGUUUAAGUACUCCAAGAGUAACAAAAAAAAGGAGAAAAAAGAAACACAAAAACAACUUGGCUCUUUCAAAUUAAGAGUAUUAGAUUUAGUAGAAACACUGGUUAGAACACCACUUUCUGGAGAUCUUGUUUUGGAUCUACUGUUUCCACUGUUGGAACUUAUGAUACAUGGAGAGAAAGAAGAACUGAGUAAUAAGGCCAGUGGAGUUUUUAAGCAGUUGUAUAAGAGGGCUAAGGUAAACAGCACUGCAAUUGCAGAUACAGAACGCAGUUUGGAAUCUUUAAAGUCUGUAAUUGAGAUGUCUAAAAAAGUAAAUGACAGAUCCUUGCUGCUGUCGGUAUCAGAUGCCUAUUUCCUUAUAACAAAACUAUUAAUAAAUGUGGAACCCAGUGACAAUACAAAACCCAAGAAGCCAAGUUCAGAGGAACAUGAAAGAUUACAUAAAGAAGUUAACAGAAUAUUGGCUGAAGAAUUAGAGAUAUGUUUAACAAAAAAGAAGAGUAAAAUGAAUAUGGAAUUCUUUACCAACCUUGUUUCCAAAGAUCCAGCAAUAUACUGGCCAUUAUCUAAAACACUAUUUAAAAUACUGAAAGGGGAUGAUCCUAAAGGAUUCUUCAAAAUCCAGGCUUGUUCCCUGUUAGCUGUGAUCAUCAAUACAAACGUUCAAGACAGUUUGGAUGAAACUGAGUGGGACAAGUUAACAACAGAGUCUCUAGAGGCCAUUGAAUAUGCUGUUAGAAAUAUGGACAGAUUUCAAAAGAGUAAAUUAAUAGAAGAAGUAGUUAUAGUUUUGAGCAGGCUGUUCGCAAUGUCCGAGAAAGCUGUGUUGUCUAGAGAUAUAGUUAAAAAGCUGAUAUCAGAGAAAAAGAAGUUCAGUCCAAAAGUCAGAAAAAUGUGCAAUUCAGUAAUGAAUAAACAGCAGGCACACAUUUAUAGUGCCCAGUCACAACAAAAGAAAAGAAAAUCAGAUACAGAUAUAAACACAGAACAGACAUCAACAGACAAAAAGACAAAAAUAGAAGAACAAUAAAUAUAUAUAAUGUGACAAUAGUAUUUUGCAUUUCAUAUAUCCUUUUCUUUUUUCUGUGUGAAAAAUCAGGUAUAA